Molecule: messenger RNA, 8923 nt
Organism: Nothobranchius furzeri (turquoise killifish)
Lineage: Eukaryota; Metazoa; Chordata; Actinopteri; Cyprinodontiformes; Nothobranchiidae
Product: IQ motif and Sec7 domain ArfGEF 1
Biological process (GO): regulation of ARF protein signal transduction; actin cytoskeleton organization
Molecular function (GO): protein binding; guanyl-nucleotide exchange factor activity
Source: RefSeq, a predicted model, not a curated record
CUCCAAACCCAUGACCCUGAAACCCACUGCCAGCCAUCCCUGCCCACUGGCCCCAUCAGAAGGAACGGGCUGGUUUUGAAGUCGUCCAGAGGGACGGCCACUGCUAACGCCGUGGGAUCAGAUUUCAGGGCUGUAUAGAAUCAGGAGGUGGUCUCGAGAAUACAUCACCUCCUUAGUGGUUCUAUCAUACUUUAUUCUGGAAGAUACACCCUCUCCCUGGACGUCUCCCGUUUUUAAUUCCACUUUGAAAAAUCUCAACUCUUCCGCUUUCUUUCCUCUUCCUCAUCAUAGAGCUGACCUCACUCUGCUGGGUGUUUGGUGACCUCGGAGCAGAAAGUACAGCCUUUUCAGCUUUCAUCCCUUCACAACCUGCAAUCUCACACUGUCUGGAUUCUUGGUUGAAUGUGGAACAGAAAAUAUCUAAAAAGAGGGAAAUUUCUGCUGGUAAAAUGUUACCAUGGGAGGCUUUUGUUAGGCCUGGCUUCUUUCAGCAUGUUUGUAUGACUGAGUGAUAACACGACAAGUGAAAGUUUUAGUAAAUCACAAAGCUGGAACAUCAUAACUGUCCUCUUGGUGGUGCCAAAUUAGUUUACUGGGGUUUCAUCCAAAGGUUUGGGCAUUCGGCCGAUCACUCGCCAGCCUGUGCCAGUGCUGUCCUGAGCUAAGUCAGAUAUCCUCACACAUUCACAAACUUGAAAUCAAACUUUUUUGUAGAAACUGCAGCAGCAGAAACGUAUUCUGGCUCUGAGACAGCAGGCAAGGUGUGACUCUCAACUCCACAGAUCGCAGCUUUGCGGUUUGCUGUGACUAAUGGUUGGGGAGGUUUGUCCCAGUAGUGGUUGGGUAAUGAGGAAGGAUUUUCUGGUGUGGUUCCAUCAGAAUAAGAGCUCACUAUUUUUGUCGUAUUUCCACGUGCUGGAUCACAGCUGAACACGGUCCGUACCUGCUACCCUGAGAAUGUCCGUAGAAACGGCGCUGUUCCUGUUGAUCCUCGAGGUCUUGGCAUAAGUGGCACUUGUUGACCUUGGCUGGAUAGGAAGGGGCAUCCAAACACCAAAGGGUGCCUCCAGGAGGUUUGUGUGGGAAGGGAGCUGCUGAUUUGCAUGCAGUGGGCACUUAGACAGAUAAGGAAUCCCCUUUAAUGUAAACCUAUUUUAUCUUAUUGUACACAAGUUAUUGGCUGUAUGAAGGACAUAAAUGCAACAUGAGCAUGAAUGAAUAAAUACUGCCUCUUAUUCAGACUAGUCUCUCCUAAAUUCAUAUUUAUUAAAAAUCUCAUUGACGGACAUCUGUCUGACCUCCACUUGGUGGUGCUGUUGCAGCCACCAUGUUAGCUGCUAGAACGGGGGCAGGGAACCCUGGCCCUGGAGAGCCACUAUCCAGCAUGUUUUAGAGGUUUCCCUGCUUCAACACACCUGAUUUGAGUCAGCAGGUGAUUAACUGGUUUCUGCAGAGCCUGGUGAGUCUGUCCUGGACCAGGGUUCCCUGCCUUUGCGCUAGAAUCUGACUGCUCAGGUAUGAUUUUGUAGAAAAUGAUGAUCUUAAUAAUUCUAGCUGUCACUAUCAUGACCAUAUUAGAGACGACAACCCUAAAUGUAACACUCACUAAUUUAUUCAUCGUUUUUUCUUACAUUAUUAAGUGAAAACUAAAAUGUGUUUACAAUAAUGUGGUGGCGUUCUUCUUUGCAAACAAAUCCAUGAUGUUGUUUUUCAUGGAGGAAAGGCUGGGACAUAAAUAGAUGACAGGCAGCUGCUGUCCGAUGUCUACACACUUACUCACAUAACUGGGAUGGCUGGCCAGGCUAGCAGCAGCAACAUCCUACAAAUAUGUUCCUAAAGAAAGCAUCAUCAUGAACAGAUUAGAGCUCUUUAUGAGCCUUUUAAUUACUUUAAACUUCAUGUCUUUGGUAAUAAAUCAACUACUGAAUGACCGUGCUUAUUUCUUAUUGUUCAGUCUAGUGUAAACAGGAUUUCACAGACAGAAAGUGGCAAGUUUUCCUGUUCAAAACAGACUAAGAACACACAGGAUUGUUGUUUCAUCACAAGUUGCAGAACGCCUCCUAAGAGCAUUUUCUUUGCAUUUCCUGGACACUAAGAGCUGGGUGGUGGUAGAGAUGAACACAUCUGCUCCUAGUUAACAUCCUGAUGUUUCAUGCAGAGCCAUGUUUGUUGCCACUCAGUUUCCUGUUUUCCACUAUUAGUUGCUUUUGUCUGACAGGCCGUUUUCUCUAAACGUUUAUUUUAGGCUGUCUAAUGAAGGAAGUGGGAUGUGUACACUGUGUGGGUGUGUCGAGUCACGGUUCACACACAUUUGGCUGUGAGCAAACUCUGUGAGCAGCGUACCGUAGAGUAAAAGUAGUCAGGAUCUUCACGAUUCAGCCACAGCCUGUCUUUUUUCUGUUUUUAUGGGACCGAUGAAGCCGUAUUUGCUCUGUGCAACUCUAAGCUGGACUUUGAAUCCUGAACUGGAACAGUGUGCCGUUGCUCCUACGGCCAUGAUGUAAUUGGUCUCUGAUUGGUCAUUUAACUCUGCAUAAGCUUUGGUUUCCUGGAGGAGCUUGUGCACUCUGGACUUCCGUUCACUGUAAAAAUGGUGGACAAGAUCUGGAGGAAGAGUUGGCAUUUUAUCGAAAAUAGACGAUCAUUCCGCAAUAAACAGUCCUCUUAUAAGGUUUCAGAGCAUAAGAGCGUUGUGGAAGGGGAUGGACGGCCUAGUGAUGGCGGUCCUUCUUUGGAUGGCAGAAGCAGCUACGGUCAGGGCCCUGUAACUCACGGCUCGGCCAUCAGCCCUGACCGAUUUGACAGCCAGCUUUACGGCCACGGGGUUCAACCCGGGCCACAGAGGCCCCGCCGGCCCAAGCUUCAGCACUCACAGUCCAUUCUUCGUAAGCAGGCCGAGGAGGAGGCCAUCAAGAGGUCCCGUUCGCUCUCUGAGAGUUACGAGCUCUCUGCUGACCUCCAGGAUAAACAGGUGGAGAUGCUGGAGCGCAAAUAUGGGGGAAGAUUCAUAACUCGGCAUGCAGCUCGCACCAUCCAGACAGCCUUCCGCCAGUAUCAGAUGAACAAGAACUUUGAACGUCUCAGGAGUUCUAUGUCUGAGAACCGCAUGUCCAGACGCAUUGUUCUUUCUAACAUGAGGAUGCAACUCUCGUUUGAGGGCCCUGAGAAAGUUCACAGCUCGUACUAUGAAGGGCGGCAGGUGUCAAUGACGGAGGAUGGUACCCCGCUGUCCAUCUUGCAGUCGGAGCGUGGAGAUGUAGAUGUUCACCAACAGGCGAACAUGACGUCUCAUUCUGCACCGCAGAGCGACCUGACGGACACCAUCACAGAGUUGGAGGAUGCUUUCUCCAGGCAGGUCAAGUCUCUUGCUGAAUCCAUAGAUGAUGCACUGAACUGUCGCAGCCUUCAGGGGGAUGAAGGUCCUGAUCCUGAGGCCAUGGGCUGCUCCAAGGUGGAGGGGGAGGUGCCCUAUCAGGUGGUGAAGGCCCACCGCAGGGUGGCCGGACGGAUGCGUGAUGAAACACUGGCAUCUUAUAGCGAUGUCACUCUGUUCAUUGAUGAGGAGGACAUGUCCCCUUCUACGGCUCUGUCUAGGUCAGGUGACCAGCCGUCCAGCACAGAAUCAGACAUAAGGCUCCAGUCCAUAAACUCCUCCCAAGAUUAUUGGCCUAUUGACUCUAAAGACGAGGGUCGGGACACGGACACAAGCUGCCGCAGCACUCCGUCUUUGGACUGCCAAGAGCAGCGUCUCAGAAUGGAUCAUCUCCCUCUAUUGACCAUUGAACCUCCUAGCGAUAGCUCUGCAGAGCUCAGUGAUCGCUCUGAACGCAGCUCUGUCAAACGGCCACCUGUAUAUGAACCCCACGGCCACAUUGUAACAUCAUCCCAGGCCAGUCCCAAGCACAUUUCCCAUGGGCCCCCUCCUCGAGCCCCUCCCCGGGACGAUGAUGCGCCUCUGCGUCAUUGCCACCGACAGCUAGAAAGCCACUUGGCUAUCAAUGGUUCAGCUAACAGACAGAGUAAGUCGGAGUCAGACUUCUCAGACGGGGAUAACGACAGCAUCAAUAGCACAUCGAACUCAAACGACACGAUCAACUGCAGCUCGGAGUCCUCGUCGAGAGACAGCUUACGAGAGCAGACGCUAAGCAAACAGACGUACCACAAAGAGACUCGCAACAGCUGGGAUUCGCCCAUCUUCAGUAACGACGUUAUUCGCAAGAGACACUACCGCAUCGGCCUCAAUCUGUUCAACAAAAAGCCAGAGAAGGGCAUCCAGUACCUGACUGAGAGGGGAUUCAUCCCUGACACACCGGUUGGAGUGGCCCACUUCCUGCUUCAGAGGAAGGGACUCAGCAGGCAGAUGAUUGGAGAAUUUCUGGGCAAUCGACAAAAACAGUUUAACAGAGAUGUCUUAGACUGUGUGGUAGAUGAAAUGGACUUCCAGGGUAUGGAGCUGGAUGAGGCGCUCAGGAAGUUUCAGAACCACAUCCGUGUCCAGGGUGAAGCUCAGAAAGUGGAGAGGCUCAUUGAAGCAUUCAGCCAGCGCUACUGCAUUUGUAAUCCCACGGUGGUGCGACAGUUCAGGAACCCUGACACCAUCUUCAUCCUGGCUUUUGCCAUCAUCCUCCUCAACACUGACAUGUACAGCCCAAAUGUCAAGCCUGAGAGGAAGAUGAAACUGGAGGACUUCAUUAAGAAUUUAAGAGGUGUGGAUGAUGGAGAGGACAUACCUCGAGAGACUCUGGUUGGAAUCUAUGAGAGGAUUCGCAAGCGAGAGCUGAAGACCAACGAAGAUCACGUGUCUCAGGUUCAGAAGGUCGAGAAGCUCAUUGUUGGAAAGAAACCGAUUGGAUCUCUCCACCAUGGUCUUGGAUGUGUGCUGUCACUGCCCCAUCGUCGCUUGGUGUGUUACUGCCGCCUGUUUGAAGUGCCAGACCCCAACAAGCCCCAGAAGUUGGGCCUGCAUCAGCGGGAGAUCUUCUUGUUCAAUGACCUCCUUGUGAUCACAAAGAUUUUCCAGAAGAAGAAGAAUUCAGUCACAUAUAGCUUCAGACAGUCCUUCUCCUUGUACGGGAUGCAAGUGAUGCUGUUUGAAAAUCAGUAUUACCCAAACGGAAUCAGACUCACUUCGGCGAUACCGGGCGCAGACAUCAAAGUGCUCAUCAACUUCAAUGCUCCCAACCCCCAGGACCGUAAGAAGUUCACAGAUGACCUGCGAGAGUCCAUCGCAGAGGUUCAGGAAAUGGAGAAGUACAGAAUAGAGUCUGAGCUUGAGAAGCAGAAGGGGGUGGUGAGGCCCAGCAUGUCACAAAGCUCCGGCCUGAAGAAGGAAGCCGGCAACGGGAGCAUGAACCGCGCCAGUCUGGACGACAGCUAUGCCAUGGGCGAGGGCCUGAAGAGGAGCGCCCUCAGCAGCUCUCUGAGAGACCUCUCUGAAGCAGGCAAGCGUGGGCGUCGCAGCAGUGCAGGAUCACUAGACAGCAAUAUGGAAGGGUCCAUCAUUAGCAGUCCACACACACGGCGGAGAGCCACCACACCACGAGAGGGCACUUCCCGCGGACAACCCUCCAUCCCUAACUCGGCAUCGACCUCCAUCCUCGGGUCACUUUUUGGCAGCAAAAGGGGAAAGUCGUCAUCUCACAGCCAGCAUCCUUUGCCUCCACCCGGCCACCCCACCCUCAUAUCGCACAAGCCCCACCCGACCAACCUGCAUCACACGGCACAGACGACACACACGGUGCAGUCCCAGCACCAUGGCCACCAUCCCCAGUACUGCCCGCUCCCACAGAAUCCCCCGCCCUACCACCACCACCACCACUACCACCCGCCUCCACACACACAGUACCACCAGCACCCGGCCUACUCCUCCUCCUCCUCACACGCACACCCGCAGCACAGCCACUACGCCCAGCAUUCCCACCACUCCCAGCACGGCUCCCACCACCACAGCCAGCAGACGGGCCCGGCGCACAGCGGGCCAAAACACAAACACAGUGGUAUCAGCACCGUAGUGUGAUGCUAAUACACAUUGGGGGGGGGGGGGGCUCUAUGAAGGAUGGACAAUCGCACACACCAAAGGGACUGACAGCAUAACUCUAUGGCCUGCCCACUGUGUUUCAGCUGCUGUGAUGGAAACCAGCCACACACAGUCACCUUCCUCACUUCCAGGUCCAGAUAAUAUGCAGGAUUCAAAUCGGACUCAAAUCUUCCAACAGGGGCCUUUACUAGUUCGCCUGAUUAGGGAUUUCACAGAUCCCACUGGGAUUUUGCGUGUGAGGGUGGAGGAGGAAUUCUGCACAGGAAGAUGCUCUUUGUUUUCCAGUCUCACCCACACACACACACACACACACACACACCGCCCAGCUGUGACAGCUACAGAGACGAUGUGUCGUCUCUCCUCCCUGCUGCCUCGUCCCUCAGUAACUUGUCUUACUUUAAUCGGGAGGAAAAUGAGCUCAGAUGAAAACGGUUUCCCAUCCUCCUGUGCAGCCUUUCAGAUCUUUGGUUUGCAGACCUCACCACCAGGUGAACGCAUCCAUUAGAGCUCAAUAUAGCAGAAGAACCUCGAUGUAAUCAUUUCACACUAACGUAAGUCAAGGACAGGUAGACAACGCAGUCAUAGUAGUUCUAGUGCUGUAUUUACUGUAGAUGACAGCUGUAUGUUUUGUGUCCUAGCUCUCAUUAAUAAAUGUGCCAACUAUUAAUGCAUAAUCUAUUUAGUCAUGUACAGUAUAUUGUGUGUAAAGUAAAUUUGUAAGAUUAUACUUGCAGUUAUUAUCAGCAAAAAUGACUUUUAUCAGUAUUAAGCUGACUCGGUGGUGUGAGGACGCAGAUCUGGAAGGAGGGAACGUUCAGUCCAGCCUAGGAUCUGGUUUUCUGUGGGAGCCCUAGGGUUGCAGCUGGUUGCAAGGUGCUGUUCAGUCCAACUCGAAGCCUCCAAUUAAACAUUUAGUGCAACCCGGGCUCGACUUGCACACUGUGGCGGCUCAAACAGCAAAGGAUAAAGAACAAGAGCGAUCCGUGUUUUACUGUUACAUUCGGCUCCAGAGAAAUUGUUCAACUGCCUUUAAAAUUAUGCAGCAGCUGCUUUCUAGGCUCGUAAAAUCAGAAGUCAAUCAAUUUCUCCUGUUUUUUCCUCCUUGUUUAGAUUAUUUUCUAAGUUUGGCGAGCGAAUAAAACCCAUCUGUUCAUAUGUAUUUUUUUAUUUCCUGUGCAAUAUCGUUGCACCGAUUUUGUACAUCCAGAAGAGCAAACAAGGCUGCCCUCCUGUUUGUGUGUUUCUCAUGUUACGUGUUUAUUUAUUUAUCGACCCCCACCCUGUCAGUCUUUCUGUUAGUCCUCGUGGUCCUGUGAGGGGGUACAGACCCGGAGUUGGGUGGAAUGUCUAGUCAAACGAGUCAUUUUGCAUGUGAUGCUAUUGAUGUGAGGCGAUCCUCUGCACAUUGUUGAACAAAUCAGUGUUACCGUAGAGAGUUUGAAGUGCAAUCAUGUUCAGGAAAACACAGAUUUGUGCUCGAGAGAGCGAGUCUGAUGUCCAGGAUGAGAUUGUGGCGAGAAGGAGAUAAAGAAAAGAAGUUAUUUUGUUGUUGACUAAGACUGAUAUAAAUACUCACUUUAAAGUGGAAAGAAGAAUGUGUGUAUAUAUUUUAAUAAAAGGAACAUGCCUCUUCUCUGACCUGGACAAGCACAUAAAUGGUAGAACACGUUUUUUUUCCAGGAAAUACAGUUAUGAUGUACCAAAUGCAAGCUGAACAAAAGAACUAGGUAUAUGUAAAAAUAUCUUUCUAUAUUCUACAAAUAAGAAUUUAUUCUAGUGUGUAAAUUAGUGACAGUAAACUGUUCGUCCCAAUAUUCAGGUUGUAAAUGUAUUUUAUUAAUCAUGAAGCAAACUUAGGCCAUGAGUCGGGCUACAUACACUUUUUUCCCCUCAAGACAACUUCGAUGAGCAGACAUAUCACGUACGGGACAUUAAUGAUCAGCUGAAUGUGUCUUUCUGACGUUUUCAUAUCUUUUCUCUGUUUCUAGAAUCUGGGGGUGAUGUGAAACUGAUGUGUUUAUUUUGGUGUGUGUUGUAGUGCUUCAAAUCCGUAACUUUUAUUUAUUUUUUUUUUAUUUUUUUUUUGAGGAAAGAACCCCAACAAUGCACUGCAUGGAUCUGAUGCAUCAUGCAUCCUGUUCACUGUGAGCUGAUGGGGAAGAGUCAGCCUAUAAAUGUUCUCUUUUGGUCCAGAAUUAAUUAUUUUUUAAUUGGGGGGGGAUCUUUCUGAUGUUGAUAAUGCGUUUAUUGUUAUUCCAUGUUUGCCUGGUAGGUAUCCGCAUGCAUUUCAUCGAAUAAGCCAUCGUGUAAAUUCCAGACAUGAAGAACAUUGCACUUUGUUUUGCUGAGGGCUUCAUCGUGUAAAUAUGGAGAUUUUGAUGCGCAAGCCGAUGAACUGCUUGGUGAGAGUUUAACUUUAUGAAGACUGUAAAGGGACCAAAACUGGGGUUAGAGGGGGUGUACAUAAUGUCUAUAUGAUCAGAUCUCUGCAGUAAUGGUAAGGAGGUGCAUACAUACAUCACUUCCUGGAUGGAUGAAGUGAGGGAUGCUAACUGAACAUAUCGACUGUCUCUGCCUUCAGCUGUUAAGAACUGAUGUUUGCUGUGGAAAUCAAAAACAGACUGUUAGAAAGUGUGCUGCCAUUUACAUUCAGCUAACCUCCCACCCCCUAACACACACACACACCACACACACACUCAAAUGGCUGCGAGCUGUUGAGUCAGCCGUGACACACCUUUUGAAGAAUGGGAAUGACAGGAACAGCAUCAUUUUAAUGUGCAUUCUGUUUGUACAGUGAAUGUUGAGUCAGUAAGACCCGAGUUCUUGUAAAACUUCAACUGUGACAAUGUUGAGAAAGCAAAAUAAACAAAUAUAUGACUUCUGGUA